GAAGAAGUGCGUUAAUGUUUACGAAGUCUCUGUGAAGUUAGCCUGUCAUUUGUUUUGGACCAGAACAUUUGUGAGCCAUCACCGCAAUGUGGGUACGUCCGGAGGAGGUUCUCAUUGCCAAUGCUCUUUGGAUCACAGAGCGAGCGAACCCAUAUUUUGCCCUUCAGAGGCGGAAGGGGCAUGGAGGGGGCGGGUUGACAUCUCUUGUUAUCGGAACUCUGGACUCGGUCCUUGACAACAAGUCUGCACCCUACCGUAUCCUUCAUCAGACUCCUCAAUCAGAGCUUUACCAUACCAUUGCAACAGCUCUUCACAAGAAAGAUAUCAUUAAGCACUGGGAAUGGAUUGAACAGAAUCUCAUGGUUACUCUUGAUAACUUUGAAGCUGAUGAUGAUGUGACUGAGUUUGUAAAAUGCAAGAUUGAGAGUUUAGUGGCCAAUGUUGAAACGUCCUCACCAACAGAAACAAAAGAAGAUGAAGAGAGUAAACGUUUCAAGGCUGCAUCUGAUAAAUGGAGACGACUUUUCACCAUACAGGAAGACGAAAAGCUUGUCAACUAUUACUCCUGCAGUUAUUGGAAAGGGCGUGUCCCCCGUCAGGGAUGGUUGUACCUCAGCGUGGAUCAUUUCUGCUUUUAUUCUUUCCUCAUGGGGACCGAGUCCAGGCUCCAAAUCAGAUGGACAGAAGUUACACAUCUGGAAAGGAGCAACUCUGUUCUAUUUCCCGAGAGUAUACGAGUGACGACCCGAGAGGGGCGUUAUUACUUCUCCAUGUUCGUCCAUCCUGAGGAAACAUUCCAACUGAUGGAGCAGCUUGCCAACCUAGCCAUGCGCCAGCUCCUCUCAGAAGAAGGCUUCUCAGAAGAUCGUAAUCUGCCGGACAGAUCAAAAGUCAAGAAAAAAGCUCCCAAGAAGGUCUCGUCUCUCAAACGUGAUUUGGACGCUCGAGCAAGGAGUGAAGCCUACAGGCGAGUGUUCCGGUUGCCCGUAGCGGAGAAGCUGGACGGUAACAUCCCUUGUACGCUCUGGGCUCCGUACAGCAAAUCACACGUCGGCGGAACCAUGUAUCUGUCAAGGAAUUAUAUCUGUUUUGCGAGCAGGAUCAAGAAUCUUGUUCAGGUGGUUAUACCUAUGAGAGAUGUAACGGUGGUGGAAAAGGUUGAGAAUUCAUCCCUCAUCAACCAAGGGUUACAUAUAUCAACAAGAGCUAAGAUGACAUUCCUCUUUGCACAGCUGACUGACAGAGAUUUUCUCGUUCAGCACAUAUCUGAUUUCCUAGCAAAAACAACUGAAAAUGCCAGACCUACAGGAGACAGCAUCUCCAUAGCGUCGUCAAAUGAGGGCAGUAUAACACGCUCUACCGCUGAUCCAAUGCAAAGCUUACUAAGUUCAAGCUUCGGUAGUAACGAGAGUGAUCCUAGCUCUAACUACUCAUCCAUGAUGUAUUACUCUACAGUGUUAACAGACCUCAACGAUUAUGAUAAUAAUGCAUCCCCUGAAACAAGCAGUGAGUCGCCCAAUCACAGCGUAGCAUUUCAGCUCCAACCUGCCUUAGUGAAGCUAUUCAACAGAAGAGGAUCGGACGAAAUCUCGGCAAGAGAGACGGUGAAGGAACAUCUAUGGAAUAUGCACUUCAAAGAGUAUGGAAGGGGUGUAUGCAUGUAUCGUACUGUCGAAACCCAGCAUCUAAUUAUUAAAGGCCUUCCUGAUAGCCUAAGAGGGGAGAUGUGGAUGCUGUACUCUGGUGCUAUCAAUGAGAUGGCAACGCAACCUGGGUACUACCAAUCGUUAGUUGAACAGAGUCUGGGGAGAGAGACUAUCGCUACCGAUGAGAUCGAGAGAGACCUCCAUAGAUCACUACCGGAGCAUCCUGCCUUCCAGUCUGAGCUCGGUAUAGCAGCUUUGAGGAGAGUUCUUACAGCGUAUGCCUACCGUAAUCCAACCAUUGGUUACUGCCAAGCAAUGAAUAUAGUAACUUCGGUGCUGUUACUAUAUGCCAACGAAGAAGAAGCGUUCUGGCUACUGACGGCUGUAUGUGAACGGCUCCUUCCCGACUACUACAACACGAGGGUCAUUGGAGCACUGGUGGAUCAAGGUGUGUUUGAAGCCCUAACUAAGGAAACCAUGUCAGAGCUAUACAUGAAGAUGGAAGAACUAGGAAUGCUGAGUAUGAUCUCUCUAUCUUGGUUCCUUACAGUCUUUCUAAGCGUGAUGCCAUUUGAGAGUGCAGUCAGCAUCAUGGAUUGCUUCUUCUAUGACGGAUCAAAGGUCAUCUUCCAGAUUGCCCUUGCUGUCCUUGACGCUAACUAUGAAGCACUCCUGGAGUGCGAUGACGACGGCCAAGCCAUGGUCGUUCUGAGCCGCUAUCUGGAGAACGUCGGCAAUCGGGAUGCCACCAUGCCGCACGUCCCUCACUCAUCAGUUAUCGUGGGAAGCGAAGGAAAAGACUCACCACAGGUUUCUGUGGAAGUAUCUGAGCUGAUCUACAAUUCCUACCAUAAGUUUGGCUCCGUCUCCAAUGAGAAGAUCGAGAAGAUGCGUUUGAACGAGAGAUUGAGGGUCGUCCAGGGAUUGGAAGACACCGCUCGGAGGAGUGUGAUCAGGAGUCUCGUCUCGGACACGGCUUUUGGAAACAAAGAACUGGAGGAACUUUAUGUACUCUUCAAGGAGGAGUUUCUGACCGGUAACCUACUAUCCAACACACCUAUCAUGGACCACGCCCAACACUUCCUGUCUGUCGUCAAGCUAGACUUAGAGAAAUACCAGACCCUCUUCCUUGCUCUGUCCCCCUGGGCUACUGGUUCCCAUGCGGACAAGCUUGGUGUUAGAUCCUUUAGGGUUUUGGACUCUGAUCACGACUGCCUUAUCAACUUCAGGGACUUUGCCUGGGGCAUGGGGAUCAUGUGCAGAGGUGAGAUGCCCCAUAGACUCAGGCUGUUAUACGAGAUGCACUUACCCCCUGCCUUAACACCUGCUGAUCUAGAGAGCCCCAGUGAGACUCAUACUGAAUGUAGCACAGUAGACGUCCCUUCACCUGAUGACUGCGAUGUUGACAUUGGGGGCGCUGUUGAUGCGGAGGAAGCCGUUGAUGCAGCGGAAUUCUUCGGACCAGACACAAUACCUGCCACAGCAUCUGCAACCUCUACUUCGGAAACCCCUCCCAUGGCUACAUCUACUACCAUUCCAGCAUCGAUAACAGCUAAACCUCAGGAUUCUCCGCAGCGCUCUAGCCUUGGUUCCAGUCCCCGAUCACCAUCUGUGACUUCACCCUCUAAGCGUUGCAAUCCAUUCCUGACGAACCCCGAUCCGACGCUACCUCCGCCCGAUCAGAGCACGGUCUUUGAUUUCCUGGGUGAGGAUAGCCUUCCAGCCAACAGUGAUCAGGAUCAUCAGAAGGCUACAGAACCUGCACAAGGUUACCAGUAUUACCUCAAGAAAUGGCAGCUAGAGAAGGAAGAGGAAGAAAGAAGAAAGAGCUUCAAACAUCUACCUCGUAUGAACCAGGAGCAAUUCAUCCAGCUACUGAAGAGCCUCUAUGACAUGUUUGUGGACCAUCCCGAGGAGCAGGAACUCUAUCGUUCCCUAGCCACUGUCGGAACGCUUCUCUUUGAGCUUGGAGAGGUCGGCAAGAAAUUCUACAAGAGAUCGCAGUCGUCUCCUGCAAGAACGUGGAGUGAGCCCUCAACGUCAAGCGCCUCACUCGGCGAGGAGCUCCAUGGGAAAUUCGUGGAGGAUUGUGCAGGUCUGGCUGCAGUAGGUGGGGAGGUGCAGGGUGGAGACAACAUUGAGAAGCCUAGAGAAGAGACUACCGGAGGUGAAACUGUUCAAGAGAAGGAGGCUUAUAGUGGGGAUAGUCUUGGGGACAGGAGUUUGGUACGAGGUGGGGAGGGAGAUAACACUAUUGUGGAUGCCAUGAAGGCUGUAUCCAUCGAAGAGCCUGGUGACGAGUCUAGUACUGUUGAUCUCGGUGCUGAACAAUGUGGCUCAGAACCUGCCAAAGUGACUGGGAAAGAGUCUAGCACCAGCACCCCCAGCCAUUCUAAUAGCACUGCAACGGCUCUGCCUAGGCCGGACAAUCUACCGACAGAACUCCCUAAGCUGGUAGAUAAUGAGUGGGCGAUUACAUUCGAACAGUUCCUUGCGUCGAUGUUGAACGAGUCUCCCCUUGUGAAAUUUUUUGAGAAACCCGUGGAAAUCUCCGGAAUCGUCGACGGGUUUCGACAGAGAAAAGUUUUCCAAAGACAACUGAGUGAUGUUAGCUUUGGCUCUUCACCAUAAGGCCCUGCUUGCUCAUGAUAUGUAUUGGAAAUUUAUUUGAAAUGCCAACCACACCAACUAAUAAAAAGCCAACCUGCAACUCUGUAUAUGUCAACCUUCUUCAAGUUGAAUAAUCGUCCCAGUCAGAGCAAGUUUUGAGACAAGGGUCCCGUCUUUAAGUCUCACAAAGAAUUGUGAUCGAUCCAAUCAAUCUCAACUCUGUGAAAGUCAAUCAAUAUCAUAAUUAUUCCUACAGGAAAUAAUAAAGAAGUCAACCUUCCUGAAGUUUAAAAAUCGCCCCAGUCUAAGCAAUGUUUUAGACCAGGGUUCUGUCUCACGAAGAAUUGUG
Molecule: messenger RNA, 4605 nt
Organism: Lytechinus variegatus (green sea urchin)
Lineage: Eukaryota; Metazoa; Echinodermata; Echinoidea; Temnopleuroida; Toxopneustidae
Product: TBC1 domain family member 9B-like
Exons: 27
Coding region: 87-4277 (1396 amino acids)
Source: RefSeq, a predicted model, not a curated record